AUGUCAUCGUCAUCUUCUUCAAAUUCAGGAUCUCUGCGCUUUCGUAGUGACGCAGCCAGUUUCUCACCGGGUCAGUAUCCCAAUUACAUCCCACAACAAUUUCCUCCUCAUCAAUACAUGCCACCAAUGCAUCCGCAACAACCAAUAUAUUAUCAAUACCCAAAUUACCCUAUUAUGGUGAAUCAGAUCUAUGGUGGAGUGUAUACACAUGGAUACAUGCAAGAAAACUUUUUUCCUCCACAACAACAACAGCAGCAACAACAACAACAUUUUAUGAUUCCACAACAUCAACAACCAUAUAUGACUAAUAAUUACCAACACCAGCACCAGCACCAACAUCAGCAUCAGCAUCAGCAUCAGCACCAUCCUCCAAAAAGUUUAAAAAUAGCAAACCACCAAAAGUAG
This is a messenger RNA of Candida tropicalis MYA-3404, 405 nucleotides long. RefSeq lists its product as uncharacterized. NCBI's taxonomy places the organism in Eukaryota, Fungi, Ascomycota, Pichiomycetes, Serinales, Debaryomycetaceae. The coding region runs from base 1 to 405 and encodes 134 amino acids. The transcript has a single exon. The record is from RefSeq and is a predicted model, not a curated record.